Lathyrus oleraceus (garden pea) is the source of this 1254-nucleotide messenger RNA. RefSeq lists its product as uncharacterized. The transcript is spliced from 7 exons. NCBI's taxonomy places the organism in Eukaryota, Viridiplantae, Streptophyta, Magnoliopsida, Fabales, Fabaceae. Bases 33 to 1208 code for a protein of 391 amino acids. The record is from RefSeq and is a predicted model, not a curated record.
AUAUAUCAAAAUUGAUUCAUCACUAAAAGGGAAUGUCAAAAAUGAUUAAUAUAUUGUUAUUGGUUGUGUCUUUGGUGACCAUUAUUACUGCUGAGAGAGAUCAUGGUAUGCAGAGAGGGUUGAAAGAAGAAGAUUUGGAAUUGGAGAGGCAACUAAACAUCCUUAACAAGCCUCCCAUAAAGAGUAUUAAUACAAAGUCAGGAUAUAUAGUUGAUUGUGUUGAUAUUAACAAACAACCAGCUUUUGAUCAUCCUUUGUUAAAAAAUCACAAAUUACAGAUAAAACCAAUUUUUGAAAGAAACGUCACAGAAACUAGAGUUUGGAAUUCACCGAUCAAACCUAAGUCUAUAUUCAUACUUGAGAAAGUUAAGUGUCCUGAAGGAACGGUACCUAUUCGGAGGACAACGAAAAAAGAUUUAAUUCAAAAAAAAUCUUUAUUCACGAGUCAUAAUCUAACUGAAAAUGACUCCAUUAAUCAUUUUGCUCGUUUGUAUCUUUCAUUAUUGGGUUCUCCCUAUUAUGGAGUUAGUGGAAUUACUAGUGUUUGGAAUCCAAAAAUUUAUAAAGGUCAAUCAAGCUCCGCUAAUUUAUAUGUUCAAAGAGGAGAAGGAGAUAAUCUUAAUAAAAUUUCAAUUGGAUGGCAUGUGUCUCCACAACUAUAUAAUGACGAUCAAACACAUCUAUACAUGUUUUGGGCGUCAGGUAAUAAAGGAUGCUUUAAUAUGCUGUGCAAAGGUUUCAUUCAGAUUGAUAAAUCAUACAUCUUUGGUACGCGUAUAUCUAAUACAUCUACCUAUGGAGGAAAGAUUAUUGAUUUGCCGCUUCAAAUUUCUCGGGAUAAUGUAGGCAAUUGGUGGUUAAAAGUUGUAGAUAGGGAUAUUGGAUAUUUUCCCAAAGCUUUAUUCUCCUCAUUGGACCACGGAGCCCGAGAAGCAGGAUUUGGUGGAUAUACUACAACUCCUGCUGGUACUACUAGUCCUGCAAUGGGUUCCGGAUACAUGCCUGAUAAAGACUUCUCACAUGCAUCUUAUUUUAAAUUUGUAAAAUAUCUCAAUAUAGUUAGAACUCCUGAUGAUCCUAUACCGUUUAUGGUAGAAAGUUACAAUGAUGCUCCUAAUUGCUAUGGACUUACAAACUUCAAAGAUGAAAUAAAAAGUUUUGGAUAUUCUUUUCAAUUUGGAGGACCUGGUGGUAAAUGUAAUACUUAAUUAUUGUAAGUAAGUUUUGAUUAUAUGUAAUAAAGAUUUUUAAUGA